AACAGCACUAUGCCGAAGGGAAAUUUCCCUUAGCGAUCGGAAUACUUUUUUUGGAAGGGAAAUUUUGAGAGAUUUUCAUUUGGAUUGCGAAAGGAGCGACAAAAACGUUUUACACGCUCAGCAACUUUGAAAGAAGAGUGAAGCGACACAAAUGGCACUCAAAGGUAAAGAUUUAGAUGUGUUUGAAGAAAUGUAAUACAUAUUAAGUCUGAUCUUUCUCCUUUCCGCUUGUAUUUCGUGAAAUGCCAAAAUAUCUGGUCUUAAAUCAAGUAAAUAGAGUGCCUCAAUUUUUUGGCGUCGACCACCAUAAUACCGUUCUAGUUAUGAUCUCAACAGUAUAAAGAAACCGGCAGUAGUUGUGGCAAAAAUUGAGAUAACGAUGUUUUAGCCGGCCAUAUUUUGAGUCACCUAUCUUAACGUUUAAGACCAACUAAAUGGCCCAAUUAACAAUUAUUCAUAGAAGUGGAGGAUAAUAGUGGUGGAUAUUUACCGAGCAGAGAAGUGGCGAGGUAAAUAUCGACAAAAGAAGAAGGGAAAAAAAGGUUCGAAGAAAAGGAAACCAUAAGAGUGAUAUGUAUUUUGUUUACCUAACACAGCACUCGAAGGCUCGCUUCUCUACUCUCCGAAACGUUCAUAUCUGGCAGUUGUUGCAAUUGAUUUUGGGACAACCUAUAGUGGAUUUGCAUUUUCAUUCAUCAAAGAUAAAGGAAAGGAUGCCAUCUUCAUGAACAAGGACUGGGCGAAUGAACAAGGUGGCCAAACAAGUAAAACGCCAACAUGCCUGCUACUUAAACCAGAUCUGUCGUUUGACUCGUUUGGUUAUGAAGCAAUAGAGAAGUAUUCCAGUCUUCAAAAUGAAAGCGAAGAGAAGGAGUAUCUAUUUUUCAAACAUUUCAAAAUGGCACUUCAUAGUAACGAGGUUAGUGAUUUAACUUCGUGUCAAACUAUUUCAAUUGCAUAUUUACAUAACGUUAAAGGCGAAAAUUUCCAUGACACCUAAGCUUCUGUGUUUGUGUCUCAGUAAAGUCUUUUAAACUGAUAAAACUUACAAAACUUUGAUAUGGUUAUUAUCAUAGAUUUUUUUCCCAGAGCACCCACUUUUUAAGGACUUUAGACUUACAGUCAAAACCCAGCAUCCAACGUUCUAAGGAAAUCUUUCUACAAAGGUCACCUUUCUGUGAGAAUAUUGAUUUCAACCUCAGUUCAACCUCGGUUCAACACCAACGUUGCAUAGAUAACUUCAAAGUGACAUUUUCUGCUUCUUUUGUGGUACUAUUCAAAUAUUGCCACGCGUUCGAUAGUAAAUAAGCAACUACAUUGCAAAGCUGUUGAGUACGCUGCUGUUCAUGUCACUCGUAAACAUGAACUAGAAUAAACUUUUUUUGGAACCAAACAGAGUUUGAUCCUUAACGUCCGAAAUAAGUCCACCGAAGCAGUUCCUGUGUACCAGGAAAUCGUGACGAGUUUCUGUUUCCACCGUUGAGGGCGCCUACCGAGUUAUUUUCCUCCGUUAUUGUUGCAUUCCCCGCAAAAGUCCAGUUAUGGCGGAAAACAAAUGAUCAUAAAACACCACUCAAUCAAUAACCUUGUUAUUUAUGGAUCGAUAGUUUUUAUUGAUAAUACAUGAUUUAUUAUAAUAAAGUUCGGAUAUAACGCGCGCUGUCAUUGGUUGAAAGAGCGUGCUCUAUGAGAGUAUAGAGCAUAGAGCUGAGCUAAAGCUGUCACGCCAUCUACCAAAUUGUACCAUGUUCGACCUUUUCCGGGACUACUUUUUAGCUUUUUUCCGAUUAUUGAAAGUGAAAUUUCGGAACAAGCGAGCCGGCAAGUAGCAACAGAAGAACCAAACAAAGGUUUGUAAACAUACCAGGCGCCGUAAUUUACGUUAUUAAAACCUGAGCAGAUGCGAAAAACCUCAAAGGAAAAACAAAAUAGACAUUCCGAGAUUUAAAGAUUGAUUGACGCUCAGUUAGAUUGCAAGCUUACGUACGAAAAUAAAAAUCAAACACAGCUAACAUUCAUAUAGUAUAUAAAGUUCAGUGUUCAAAAACAAAACAGAACAAAACAGAAAUGAUGAAAAAUAUAACCAAACUGGCAUAACUUUGAAAAUUCAUUCUAAUCAUGACGGUGUCUGCGCGAAUAUGAUCAUGCUGAAGUCCAUCGCGGCUCGCUCGUCAUGGCGAUCUCCGGUCAUCACAAUAAAGCAAGCCUCAGAAACUACAUCGGCCGCCCUUCGAGUGAAAAAAUAAGAGCUUAUUCUGAUAUCCUUUCAACAAGUGGGGAGAAACACUCGACUACGUCUCGUGUUUUUCCUUAAACUUCUUUCGUGCUCUAGCCGCUUCCUGCGUGCUUUAUAACAGAACAGAGCACAGUCAAGGCUUCUCUAUUUGUUAAUUAGAAUGACCGCCAAACAUGUCGCACAGAUUCAUGCUAUUUUAAAAAAUACCUACACAUGCUUUCCUUGAAUACCUAUACUACCUUUCAGACUUUGAAUAGCAGGACUGUCAUUAAGGCAGCAAAUGGACGAUCCGUCGAAGCCAACACAGUGUUUUCACGUUCCAUUAACUUCCUUAAAGAUGAAGCCAUUAAAGUCAUUCGUCAGAGAACUGGAGAUGAUUAUUUCAGCGCAGAUGACGUCCAGUGGGUUCUGACUGUACCCGCCAUAUGGACUCCGAGAGCAAAGCAAUUUAUGAGGGAGGCGGCCUAUGAGGUAAUCUUCAAUUAUUGUACGCUCUCUUCUUUUAAGUGUGGGGUGUAAAGGUCGUUCAGACCAAAUAAGCCUGCUAUCUGCAUCCUCAUAAUUACUCUAGAAAAUUUCAAUAUAUUAUGUUACUUCACGAAGUUGCAUCAUGAUACUACUGAUCUUACACGAAUUCACUCAAAUUAAUUGUUUAACUUUAGCAUAAAGGGGUCAGCUCCUAAAGAAACUGUAUCGCUGCGUCGGUAGGGGAGUGUAACAAGGUGAUUUGGUUUUAACAACUGAAUUGAAAAUGUACAUUGGCCACGGUAAGGAGUUUCUAAGCUGAAUUUUUUAAUGUUAGCCCUUAGCCAGUCGAUGAAACUAAAUAAUUCUGUAUAACUUUAGGCCGGAGCAAACUGUGGACUAGACUACUAGACCUUUGGACUGUUGGACUAUUUUUUCGGUCUGGUUUUUAGACCAUUUUCUAAUAAAAUAUUUAAAUAAUAAAAAUGUCUUUAUAGCUCAUUAGAUAAAAAUACAUAUCUAAUGUUACAGGAUAAAAAGAUUAAAAGUUCAGCCAAAAGUUACAAUAGAAUAAAAGGAAUAAAAAGAUCAAACUGGAUACAAUAUAUCUGGCAUAAAAUAUCAUAAAUGGUUGUAUUUAAAAACUGAUCUAUUUACAAACGUGUUCUUACAACGUUCAGUGUUUAUCUUAGGCUAUUGGCAGCUUUUACGUCUAAGGUUGUAGGUUAAAUUGUUCUUUUCUUGCGGCAAGCAAACCUUCAGAAGGUGGUUAUCACGCUAUUGAACUAUUUUUAGAAAAGCUUUUUUUUGUUUUUGUAGUAAUGAUCUAAUAUUUAACUGCGUAGAUAUAAAGAGCAACUUACAGCAACUCUUUAAAAAGUGCUGAAGGACAUUAAUUUCCGCAUCGGAGACACCAUAAACAGAUAGUCCGUAGAUUAUGUUAGGGAGAUCAAUGCUAUAGAAGAGAUAAUCAAUUUCUGUCUGGCUGUAGCGGUCUUUUCUUCAUACUCUCAGCACGUGUAGACAUUUGUUGGCCUUGCACAGUUUAGCUUUUAUGUGUGCAAAAAAUUUACAGUCAUUCUGGAAGGUCAGACCUAAUAACUAAAGAGUGGCAUGUUGUGGUAUAUUCUCUACGUCAAGUUCUUUACGCUUGUUAGGGUUACAGCUCAUGGAAUUACAGUUCGCACAAGUCAGAAAUUUCUCCAUUAAACCACUUGACGUGUCACUAGGCCUGUUUUCCCCAUACAAUAAGUUUUUAACUACACGAAUAUCAUCCGACGCCGAAGAGGUUUUGAACAGCUUCUUGUCGGAAGUGGUUAAGACAUUGCAUCCUUUUCCAUGUAGAUAUAUAUCUUUCUUCUCUUGCUUAAAAGGCUGGUGUGGGGAAACCAGGAAAUGCCGAUCAAUUAAUGAUUGCUUUGGAACCAGAAGCGGCAGCAAUUUUCUGCAAGGAGAAAAAUAUGAAUGACUUUCUAGAAGAAUCUGGCAGCAGAUCUUUGGAUGGAGUGCUAUCCCAAAUCAACACACAUUACGUUGUCGUUGAUAUUGGAGGUGAGUUAUGUAUUGAUUUACUCCUUAUCAACUAGAAUACCACAUAGAGGAGGUUGAGCAGAGAGUUUUCAAAGUCACAAUUACAACAACCCAUGACUUCAUCGAUAGGAAGAGCAGCGAAACAAACUACUGGUCUAAAUAUUAGUCCUCACGAGCGGUGAAACCGAGAACUAUGUUGGAGAGAAUGAAAAAUUGAAACCGCUUAAGGAUGAAGGUUUGACCAAUCAGAUCUUCAUAGACCAUGUAAUUACUUCUCUUUGUAUACAUAAGCCAGGCAACAAAUGCUUAGGGUUAUUUAACACUCGAAACAAAUUUUGAUUCGUAGGUUAGUUGAGGGUGUCUUAGAUAUUUCACAUUAAGUAAAACUUGCUGAUUCUUUUGAAAUUAUGGGCUAUUAUUCGACUAAUUGAAACGUUUUUUAUCAUUUUUCACGCAAACAAAAAUUUCUUCAUCCUUUUAAGGACUUAAAAAUUGAAAAUUAUCAACACCUUUUUCUUCAUAAUGUAUAAUAGGUGAACGCUGAGAAUAAACGAAUAGAUCGCGUGUACCAUGGUCAAUGAAUAGCAAAGUGGAAAGAAUAAGAAAACUUUGAAAUUAUAAAGAAUAAAACCAAACUAAAAUUACCGAAUGGUGGUGAUAGAAAUAGUCGUAGUUUUUGUUGUUAUGGUCUUGAGAAUAGAAGUGUGAAGAAAAGAGAGGGAGGUAUAUAUUUAUUUAGGCUGGCAAAUUGAUUCUUGCUUUGUCAUUUUUUAGGAGGAACACUUGAUGUAACAGUGCAUGAGAUUCAAGAUGAUGGUAGAAUUAAAGAGAUCCACAAAGUCACUGGAGGUCCUCAUGGUGGAAUGUACGUAAACCAGCGGUUCGAAAGUCUAUUGGACGAGUUGUUUGGUACCACGACGCUUCAAAGCUAUAGAGAGCAAUUUCCAUCUGAUUGGCUCUGCUUGAUGAGUGAGUUUGAAGCGAAAAAACGAGGAAAACGUAUACUUGACAGCAGCUUGAUGACGAAUAUACGAUUACCAAGAAGCUUUGUAUCGCAAAUCAAACAAAACAAAGGGAUGGGAAUCGACCGUUAUGGAGAGAGAGAAGUCAAGAUAAAAAGUAACGAAUAUCUUUCCUUAGGUCCCGGAAUGAUGAGGAAAUUAUUCACCCCCGUCGUGGACAAUAUCAAGGAACAUUUGAAUACCUUGUUGGGAAAGCCACAGCUCUCAAAAGUACAAACAAUGCUCCUUGUUGGUGGCUUUGCUGAGUCGGUUUUCCUCCAAAGCGAAAUAAAGAAGACGUUUUCCGGAAGGUGUAGAAUCCUCGUCCCCCACCACGCCAGCAUUGCAGUCGCCCAGGGCGCCGUAAUCUUUGGCAAGAAGCCCACCACAAUAACUGAAAGGGUAAUGAGUACUACAUAUGGCAUUCGUUGCAGAAGAAAAUUUAAAUCGGGUGAGCAUCCGGAAGAAAAGAAAUCAGUCAUAGACGGCAUUGUGAUGUGCAAAGAUUUAUUUAGCUGCCUAGUUAAAGAAAAUGACGUUGUAGAACUUGGACAGCGAAUCAAAAAAAUAUAUCACCCUUCGACGCCCAGCUCAACAAGGGCCACCGUUGGCUUCCACGUGACGACUAAUCCAAAUACUCAGUUUACCUCAGAUCCUGGGGUAACUGAGAUUGGGAAAAUUAGCAUCCAGACUCCUGACACCUGGAAAGGCAAAGACAGAGAUAUUGAAGUCAGCUUGUUCUUCGGCGGAACAGAAAUAACCGCCACAGCUUGGGACGAAUCAAGUGGGAAUCACGCAGAGACAACUCUGGACUUUUUUACUCAAUCGUAGACUGCUUAUAUCGAAGAACUAAAGCGUCUCUUUCAGAACCACAAGAAGUUCGUGUAGAGCUGGAUAGUUGUAUUUAACAAAUUGAUAGCUUUCAAAAGUAGAAACCUAGAUUAUUCUUCGAGAAUAUUGUCACAGUAAGAAAAAUUUUUAUUUUACAACCCAAGAACUUUUUUUUUACACACUAUGUCAUUUAUACG
This is a messenger RNA of Pocillopora meandrina, 6260 nucleotides long. The record is from the annotation of a GenBank genome assembly. Lineage: Eukaryota; Metazoa; Cnidaria; Anthozoa; Scleractinia; Pocilloporidae.